Castor canadensis (American beaver) is the source of this 3074-nucleotide messenger RNA. RefSeq names its product tribbles pseudokinase 2 (gene Trib2). Gene Ontology annotation, biological process: positive regulation of proteasomal ubiquitin-dependent protein catabolic process; regulation of MAP kinase activity; protein phosphorylation. Gene Ontology annotation, molecular function: protein kinase activity; ATP binding; mitogen-activated protein kinase kinase binding. Lineage: Eukaryota; Metazoa; Chordata; Mammalia; Rodentia; Castoridae. The record is from RefSeq and is a predicted model, not a curated record. Gene Ontology annotation, cellular component: nucleus.
GGGGGGGCGGGGACUCCGUGGAAAUGUGUCGGUGACAUUGAAUGGGGAGACCGAGUGCGAGCCAGGCGCGCGCGCGCGCGCACACACGCGCACACAGCCCCGCUCGCUCCGAGAUCCCCGGCCACGUAAGUAACUAUUAAUACCGCCUCGCCAGGAGCUGCGGGCGUGCUGAGCGCUGGGAUUGGCCUUGGACACCGUCGGCCAUCCCCUUUAAAUUUUAAAUACACAGUCCUCUCUUACCUCUGGGUGGCAAGGAAAAAAAUAAAAGAAGAAGAAAAGCCGUCAAUUUUUUUCUCCUAAACAAACCCCCGCCGGGCAAUUUGGGUUCAGGGCAGGGGGAGACGGAGUGAUUGCAAAUUAUUCCAAGACAAGAUCAGUUCUCCCGUGGAAAAGGAACGUCGCGGGUUUGCAGGGCCGGGGAAGCAUCCCCUUCCAGCACCCGCAGGACCCCCCGGAAGCUUGUGCCGGGGAAAUCGGGGACCAUUGAUCUGCCCAGGUCCCCGAACGCACUUCUUGCUUCUUUCGGAGGAAGAUUCCGAACGCGAGCGAGCGGCGACAGUAUGAGCCAGUGCUGAGCUGCGCGCGCGGGCCAAGCCCUGGGCUUUGUCGCGGUACCUGCGCCCGGCCCGCGCCGCAACUCUGCCCAGUUUUUGCAAUCUUUUGUUGGCAGCGCGGACCGCUCCAAGUUAAAUGCUCCCUUGCUAUUUUUCUUUUUUUGUGUUUAAUUUUUGGAGAGCUCUUGCGAUCUUGGAAAAGCCUCAGACGCCAUCUACAGUUAAAACGUAGGUAACUGCCCUCUCCGGCACCCCUCCUUCCACGCCCCCCACCCUUUCCACCAAAAAAGGGGGUGCAGCGCGGAUUCUGGUUGCCGUGUGUCGCGAGCCGGUAGACCCGUGCUUAUUUCCUUUUUCUUUUUGUUUGGUUUCUUAACGCGUGGAGACCGAGCCGCCGCCGUGCGCUCCCAGAAGACCGCACAAACUACAGCAGGGCUCCUCCGCCCCGUCUGCGGCUCAGAAGGCUGCCUGGGGAUCGCUCGGGGAACCCGGCGCCGCAGCUCCCCACCUUAGCAGUCCGGUUACUCAUCUAGAUCCACGUUGGGAAAAGAGAGACUGAGAAACUAAAAAGUGCGGGGAUUCUGCUCCUCGCUGGCUGCUUUGGGGUAACAAAAGGACCCGAUUGCCUGCAGACCGAGCACCCCCGGGAGUCGGGCUUGGAGCAGACGAGGUGCCCAGCGGCGCCCGCCCAUCUGGGGGCUUCUAACUCUUUCUCCACGUAGCCCCCCGCCCAUCCCCUCCCGUCUCGUUCCCUUUUUAAAUCCGUGGCAUCGAGGCGCCUGCAGCCGCACUCGUCCGCGACUCAUCUCUCCAGCAGGGUUUUUUUUUUUUUUUUUUUUUUUGUCGUGUGCGAUCCUCACACUCAUGAACAUACACAGGUCUACCCCCAUCACAAUAGCGAGAUAUGGGAGAUCGCGGAACAAAACCCAGGAUUUCGAAGAGUUGUCGUCCAUAAGGUCCGCCGAGCCCAGCCAGAGUUUCAGCCCGAACCUUGGCUCCCCGAGCCCGCCCGAGACUCCGAACUUGUCGCAUUGCGUUUCUUGCAUCGGGAAAUACUUAUUGUUGGAACCUCUGGAGGGAGACCACGUUUUUCGUGCUGUGCAUCUGCACAGUGGCGAGGAGCUGGUGUGUAAGGUGUUUGAGAUCAGCUGCUACCAGGAGUCCCUGGCCCCGUGCUUUUGCCUGUCUGCCCACAGCAACAUCAACCAAAUCACGGAAAUCCUCCUGGGGGAGACCAAAGCCUAUGUGUUCUUUGAGCGGAGCUAUGGAGACAUGCACUCCUUCGUCCGUACCUGCAAGAAGCUGAGGGAGGAAGAGGCAGCCAGACUGUUCUACCAGAUCGCCUCAGCCGUGGCCCACUGCCACGACGGGGGGCUGGUGCUGCGUGACCUCAAGUUGAGGAAAUUCAUCUUUAAGGAUGAGGAGAGGACUCGGGUCAAGCUGGAGAGCCUGGAAGAUGCUUACAUCCUCCGGGGAGACGAUGACUCUCUCUCUGACAAGCAUGGCUGCCCGGCAUACGUCAGCCCAGAAAUCUUGAACACCAAUGGCAGCUACUCGGGCAAGGCAGCGGACGUGUGGAGCCUGGGAGUGAUGCUGUACACCAUGUUGGUGGGGCGCUACCCUUUCCAUGACAUUGAGCCGAGUUCCCUGUUCAGCAAGAUCCGUCGUGGCCAGUUCAACAUUCCAGAGACUCUGUCGCCCAAGGCCAAGUGCCUCAUCAGAAGCAUUCUCCGACGGGAGCCCUCGGAGAGGCUGACCUCGCAGGAGAUUCUGGACCAUCCUUGGUUUUCUACAGAUUUUAGCGUCUCCAAUUCGGGAUAUGGUGCUAAGGAAGUAUCUGACCAGCUGGUGCCAGAUGUCAACAUGGAAGAGAACUUGGACCCUUUCUUUAACUGAGCUCGUGGCCCACAGAGACUUAGCAGGUACCAGGAGCGAGAGAGGGCCCCAGAAAGGAGUUCUUCCAGGACACAUAUGGCCUGGCCGGGCAGCAAGACAGACACUUGCACUCACACGUUUCUUGGUUCAGAGGAGGAAAACCUUCAAGGAGCUAACUAAACCUGUAGCAUGGGGAGGGGCAAGAGAUGUGGGAUAGGGGUUGGGGUCAGAUGGUGGGUGGGAGCUCCCCCCCAGCUUCUCUUCCCAGGUGCAGCCUGGGAGACCCCUUCCCCUGUUGCUAGUUGGGCCGCUUCCACCUACCCCACUUUUCAUUUUGUUAGAUAGUUGCAGAUCUUGAUAGAAUCAAACUCUCUGCCUCAAACACACAUCUUGGCAUUGCACUGUUAGCAUUUAACUUCUUGUUAUGAUUUGGGGAAGGAACAAUUGGCUGAAGACUUUUUUUUUUUUUUUUUUUAAAACAAGCCAACCACCUAUGUGAUGAUAAUGGAAUUCAUUUAAAUAAUUUGGUGCGCACAGACUGACCUGAAACCUGGGUGCUAAACUAAAAGAUAGCAAAAGUCCAGUUGGUGUCUCUUAAUCACUCUCUUCAACUCAUUUCUUCUAAAUAAACUAUUUAAUAUCCUG